Messenger RNA from Staurois parvus, 306 nucleotides. Lineage: Eukaryota; Metazoa; Chordata; Amphibia; Anura; Ranidae. The record is from the annotation of a GenBank genome assembly.
AUUACUUGCCAGCACCCGGUGAUCGCCAAGUAUUACUGUUGGAGGAGAGACCUGUGUAUAAACAACACACAUCUUUCCCUUGUCAGCUCCUGCACACUGCUUUUUAUGGCUCUGCAUAGCACACACACAGCACAUAAUGUGAAACAGCACACAGUUAACCCUUCGAUCGCCCACAUGUUAACCCCUUCCUGUCCAGUGUCAUUAGUACAGUUUUAGGGCUUUUUAUUAGCACUGAUCACUUGCUAUUUAUUAGCACUACCCACACCAAAGAUGGCCACGAAGGUCAGUCUAGGCAGUAGCAUCCCA